UAGCACUGGUACAAUGUUACUUUAAUUACUGUGAAGACGUUUGCCUGUUUCCAUUCAGAGUGAUUUGGGUCCACGUGGCUGUUUUCACUCAUAGUAAUAUUAACGCGUAAGGUAACUUAACUGUAGAAGACAGAGCUAGCUGACUUGUUACACACGAAAACUUUCACCAAAUCUCCUCAGAGAAAACACAGCUUCCUCAACAAGGCUCUGAGGAGGGAUUAAUGGUUACGAGGGGAGACUGCUGUGUGAUGUGAAUUAAUACCUUGACGUCACAAUGUUGCAGCUGGAGCUGUGCCACAGUUUCUCCCGCCUGACCCCCUGUUUCGUCGAGAGAUUUGAAUGUGAAAGGCAAAUCAAAAUCCCUUUUGUCAAAACAAAAGUGCCCGGAGCAGCCACUGAGGGCUGGAUGGGAUGGAGAGAUUCCCAUGGCCUUACUGCCAUCCAGCUGACACAGCCUGCUGCCUCUGAUUUUUACAAUGAAGAGGCAGAGAUAUCAGACAGAGAGGUCCCGUGCAGGAAGAAAGGGCGGCCGAAGAAAAAGAAGGACACAAAGAAGAAAGACAAAGAGGGGAAACCCGUCAAAGCAAAAAAACGCAAGAAGAUUGACAGCGAUUUAGAGAGAGACUCAGAAAGAGAAAGAGACUACGGUGAGAACUCAGACAGCGUAGCCAGCGACUAUGGAUCAGGAGAGAAAAAGAAAAAGAAGAAACAUAAAGAAAGGAAAGAGAAGAAAACCAAGAAGAAGAAAAAAGACGACGGGGACCGAGACAGCAGUCAGGAGGAAACAACAAAGCAACCAAUAGAGCAGAAGACGUCGGCACAGCUGGCAAAGGAGUGGGGUCUGGAGGAUGUUGAUCAUACCUUCACAGAGGAGGACUACAGGGAACUCACCAACUACAAAGCCUUCAGCCAGUUUAUGAGGCCGAUGAUAGCCAAGAAGAAUCCUAAGAUCCCCAUGUCAAAGAUGAUGACCAUCCUGGGGGCCAAGUGGAGGGAGUUCAGCUCUAACAACCCCUUCAAGGGCAAUGCCGCUGCUGUCGCGGCAGCCGCUGCAGCUGCCGCGAUUGCUGUCGCCGAGCAGGUCUCCGCAGUGACCGCCUCGCCUGAGCCCCAGCCGCAGCCGCCACCGAUCAGAAAGGCCAAGACGAAAGAGGGAAAAGGCCCUGGCUAUAAGAAGCGUAGUAAAAGUCCUCGAGUUUCAGACAAGAAAAGGGCUGCAGCAAAGGCUAAAAAGAUGGCUCCCAUUCGUAUUAAACUAGCGCCUAUAGGUGCCAAGAGGAAGAAGAGUUGUUCAAGCGAGGAUAUGGAUGAGGACGACUCCGAGCAGGAGGACUCCAGCGUUCACAGCUCGUCAGUUCGCUCCGACAGCUCGGGCCGUGUCAAGAAGAACAAACGAGGACGGCCUGCCAAGAAGAAGAAGAAAAUUCCAGGCGAAGAGGAAGGGGACGGCUAUGAGACUGACCAUCAGGACUACUGCGAGGUGUGUCAGCAGGGUGGAGAGAUCAUCCUGUGUGACACCUGUCCUCGAGCUUACCACCUUGUCUGCCUUGAGCCCGAGCUUGACAAAGCCCCUGAGGGCAAGUGGAGCUGUCCGCACUGCGAAAAAGAGGGAAUCCAGUGGGAAGCAAAGGACGAGGACUUUGAGGAUUUCGAGGAGGACAGCGAGGACAGAGUGAUAUCAGAGGUCAGUGCAGGGGUCGCCACCGGGGCGGAGGAGGAGGAUGACGACCACAUGGAGUUUUGCCGGGUGUGUAAAGAUGGAGGUGAGCUGUUGUGCUGCGACACCUGCACCUCCUCCUACCACAUCCACUGUCUAAACCCGCCGCUGCCUGAGAUCCCCAACGGAGAGUGGCUCUGUCCACGAUGCACGUGUCCACCAAUCAAGGGACGUGUUCAGAAGAUCCUUCACUGGCGAUGGGGUGAACCUCCGCCUUCCAUCCCCGUUCCCCCAGCUCCUGACGCCCCACCUGACGCCCCCCUGCCGCCACCCAUGAAGGGCAGAGCCGAGAGGGAGUUCUUUGUCAAGUUGACCGGGCAGUCCUACUGGCACUGUACCUGGAUCACCGAGCUACAGCUGGAGAUCUUCCACUCGGUGAUGUACAGAAACUACCAGAGGAAGACGGACAUGGACGAGCCUCCCAGCCUGGAUUACGGGUCGGGCGGGGAGGACGAGAACGGCGUGGGAAAGAGCGAGAAGAGGAGGGCCAAGGACCCCCAGUACGCCAUCAUGGAAGAAAAGUACUACAGAUAUGGCAUCAAGUCUGAGUGGAUGAUGAUCCACCGCAUUAUCAACCACAGCGUGGAUAAGAAGGGGGCGUACCACUACCUGGUCAAAUGGAGAGACCUGACCUAUGACCAGUGUACCUGGGAGAGGGAUGACCUGGACAUCCCCGACUUUGCAAUGUACAAGGGCAAUUACUGGAGACACAGAGACACGAUAAUGAAGGAGGACCCAGACAAACCCAGGAGGAUGAGAAGCAAGAGCCAGGAGGAUGAAGAGGAGUCUCCUGCCUCACCAGUUACAGAUCCUACGAUAAAAUAUGAGGAACAGCCAGACUUUGUCACAACGACGGGUGGGACACUGCACCUGUACCAGCUGGAGGGUCUGAACUGGCUUCGGUUUUCCUGGGCUCAGGGCACAGACACCAUCUUGGCAGAUGAGAUGGGCCUGGGCAAGACCAUCCAGACCAUCGUUUUCCUUUACUCACUCUUCAAAGAGGGUCACACUAAGGGUCCGUUCCUGGUCAGUGCGCCGCUCUCCACCAUCAUCAACUGGGAGAGGGAGUUUGAGAUGUGGGCACCAGACUUCUAUGUGGUGACGUACACAGGAGACAAGGACAGCCGAGCCAUCAUCAGAGAGAACGAGUUCUCCUUCGACGACACGGCUGUCAAAGGAGGGAAGAAGGCUUUCAAACUGAAGAGAGAAGCUCCCAUCAAAUUCCACGUGCUGCUGACCUCCUACGAGUUGGUGACCAUCGACCAGACGGCGCUCAAGUCCAUAGACUGGGCGUGUCUGGUGGUGGACGAGGCUCACCGCCUUAAGAACAACCAGUCCAAGUUUUUCAGGCGUCUAAACGACUAUAAGAUCGACCACAAGCUGCUGCUGACAGGAACUCCUCUACAGAACAACCUGGAGGAGCUGUUUCACCUGCUCAACUUCCUCACACCCAACCGCUUCAAUAACCUUGAGGGCUUCCUGGAAGAGUUUGCCGACAUCUCCAAGGAGGACCAGAUCAAGAAGCUCCAUGACCUGCUGGGGCCUCACAUGCUGCGGAGGCUGAAGGCCGACGUCUUCAAGAACAUGCCCGCCAAGACCGAACUGAUUGUCAGAGUGGAGCUGAGUCCUAUGCAGAAAAAAUACUACAAGCUGAUUCUGACCAAGAACUUUGAGGCUCUGAACUCGAAAGGCGGAGGAAACCAGGUCUCCCUGCUUAACAUCAUGAUGGACCUAAAGAAGUGCUGCAACCACCCCUACCUCUUCCCCGUCGCCUCCAUGGAAGCCCAAAAAACCCCCAACGGUGCUUACGAGGGGUCGGCCCUCACGAAGGCCUCUGGGAAACUGAUGCUGUUGCAGAAGAUGCUGAGGAAACUGAAAGAGCAGGGACACCGAGUACUGGUCUUCUCACAGAUGACUAAAAUGCUGGACUUACUAGAAGAUUUCUUGGACCAUGAAGGUUAUAAGUAUGAAAGAAUUGAUGGAGGCAUUACAGGAGCGCUGAGACAGGAGGCCAUUGACCGCUUCAAUGCUCCCGGUGCUUGUCAGUUUUGUUUCUUGCUCUCCACCAGAGCAGGAGGUUUAGGCAUCAACUUGGCCACAGCGGACACGGUCGUCAUCUUUGACUCUGACUGGAACCCUCACAAUGACAUACAGGCGUUCAGUCGAGCCCACCGAAUUGGGCAGGCCAACAAGGUGAUGAUCUACCGCUUUGUGACCCGAGCCAGCGUGGAGGAGCGCAUCACCCAGGUAGCCAAGAGGAAGAUGAUGCUGACCCACCUGGUGGUCCGGCCGGGCCUGGGAUCCAAAGCUGGCUCCAUGACCAAACAGGAACUGGACGACAUUCUCAAGUUUGGAACAGAGGAGCUCUUCAAGGAUGAAAUAGAAGGUAUGAAGAACAGUUCAAGGGAUAAAGUCGAGGACGAGGGCAGCGUGAUCCACUAUGACAGCACUGCCAUUGAGAGGCUGCUGGACCGAAGCCAAGACGCCACGGACGACUCGGACGUCCAGAACAUGAACGAGUACCUCAGCUCCUUUAAAGUGGCCCGGUACAUGGUCCGAGAGGAAGAUAAGAUCGAGGAGAUCGAGCGGGAGAUCAUCAAACAGGAGGAGAACGUGGAUCCGGAUUAUUGGGAGAAACUGUUGCGGCAUCACUACGAGCAGCAGCAAGAGGACCUGGCGAGCAAACUGGGUAAAGGCAAGAGGAACCGCAAGCCCGUCAACUACAACGACGCUGCACAGGAAGACCAAGAGUGGCAUGCUGACAUUUCAGAUAACCAGUCCGAGUAUUCAGUGGGCUCCGAGGAGGAGGACGAGGACUUUGACGAUAGGCCAGAAGGUCGAAGGCAGUCGCGUCGCCAGUUGAGGAACGAGAAGGAUAAACCUUUGCCUCCUCUCCUGGCGAGAGUCGGAGGUAACCUUGAGGUGCUGGGCUUUAACACACGCCAGCGAAAGGCUUUCCUGAAUGCAGUGAUGCGGUGGGGGAUGCCUUCUCAGGAUGCUUUUUCCUCUCAGUGGCUGGUCAGAGACCUCAGGGGCAAGACUGAGAAAGAAUUCAAGGCUUACGUCUCUCUCUUUAUGCGGCACUUAUGCGAGCCGGUGGCUGAUGGGGCUGAGACGUUCGCAGAUGGUGUGCCGAGGGAGGGCUUGUGUCGCCAGCCAGUCCUCACCCGAAUCGGCGUCAUGUCUCUCGUCAAGAAGAAGAUCCAGGAGUUUGAGCACAUCAACGGGCGGUGGAGUCUUCCAGAGCUCAAGCCUGAGGUCAGCAUGGACAAAACCUCCUCCAGGGCCUCCUCUCCUGCAGUAAAGACCUCCACGCCCACCCCUGAAGCCAGCUACAACAACACACCUUGCACUUCCAAGCCAGCGACCCCUGCUCCAACAGACAAGCUAGAAAAGAACGGAAAAGAGGGCGAGGAGAAUAAAGAGGAAGGCGAGGCCCCGUCCGACAAAGAGAAAGUGAAGGAGAAAGAGAAAGAUGAGGGGAAAGAGGUGGAGAGUAACAGGACUGCAGACCCUGAAGAGCUUUCCUCUGCGACAAAAGAGGCGUCACAAAAUGCGUCCCCUAGGCACAAAAAUGAAGAGGAGAGCAACCUGAAAGAGGAGGAAAAGAAAGAAACAUCUGACACAACAGAGGACAAAAAGGUACAAGAGGAGAGUAAAGACGAGACAAAGCAAGACACAGAGGUCAAAGAAGAGAAAUCAGAAGAAGAAAAGAUGGGGGAUGAGAGGGAAAAAGACAAAGAAAAGCGGGAAGUCACACCGACAGCAAUGGAAGUGACAGAUGCCAAGGAUAAGCCCGAGGCGGGAGACGUGAAGAAAGAGGAAGUCAGAUGUGAAAAGGAUGCUGGGAAAGAAGUCAAAGCAGUGAAGGAGGAGGCACCCAAGGGUAACGGGAAGCCUCCCAUUGAGCGACCACGCUUCAUGUUCAACAUCGCAGAUGGCGGCUUCACUGAGCUGCACACUCUUUGGCAGAAUGAGGAGCGGGCUGCCAUCUCCUCGGGGAAGAUGAACGAGAUCUGGCACCGCCGACACGACUUCUGGCUGCUAGCGGGAAUCGUGAUUCACGGCUACGCCCGGUGGCAGGACAUCCAGAACGAUCCCCAGUUCGCCAUCGUCAAUGAGCCUUUCAAAUCGCAGGCAAAUAAAGGCAACUUCCUGGAGAUGAAGAACAAGUUCUUGGCUCGGCGCUUCAAGCUGUUGGAGCAGGCGCUGGUGAUAGAGGAGCAGUUGCGGCGGGCAGCCUACCUGAACAUGACCCAAGACCCCAGCCACCCAGCCAUGGCGCUCAAUGCACGAUUUGCAGAGGUGGAGUGCCUAGCGGAGUCACACCAGCACCUCAGCAAGGAGUCACUGGCGGGCAACAAGCCAGCCAACGCUGUCCUGCACAAAGUGUUGAACCAGUUGGAAGAGCUACUGAGUGACAUGAAGGCUGACGUGACCCGUCUACCGGCCACGCUGGCCAGGGUCCCGCCCAUCGCUGCCCGCUUACAAAUGUCCGAGAGGAGCAUCCUCAGCCGACUGGCCAGCAAGGGCACUGAGACGCACACACCUCCGCCCAUACCUCCAGGACCUUACGCAACCCCUCAGAACUACGGAGCCCCCUUCACCCCUGCCCCCCCGAGCGCCCUACACAUGGGAGGGGCCAACUACAGUCAGAUGCCGCCCGGAUCCUUCCUAUCAGUGCUUAAUGGGCCUCCCAUGUCUGUGAAGAAGGAGCGGGAAGCAGAGCUGCUAAUCAACCGGCGGGAGCAGCGCAGCGGAGAGGUCAUCUGUAUCGACGACUAGACUACACACACACACACACACACACACACACACACACACACACACACACACUCACUAUACACUCACUGAAACCCAUCUGCUGCAAAGAUAUCUUCAGUUUCUCUCCAAGAACUCUUCUACAACUUUACUCUGCUGGUACUCACUGAAAAAUUAGUACAACACACGUGCACACACACACACACACACAGUAUACUCACGCACAUGUGCACUUACUGUCCACGGACACACACGCACACCUGCACUACAUACAGGCCAUAUUGUCUCAUAACUUCUUGUGACCUUUUCUUGUCUGCCUCAAACCAUUAUAUUCCUCAUAAGCGGCCUCUUCAGGCAGGCCUCCUCCUCCUCUUGGGAUGCUUCUAACCUCAUCUACACACACACACGCACACACACACACACACAUACUCACACACACACAACGCUCAACCCACCUCAAUCCUAGAAACCUUUAGAUCUCUCAAUAGACCGUGUAACCUUCCUCCUUCCUCCUCGCCUGGUCCUUAAACUCUUGACAGGAAGCUGCAUGUGAAAAUUAUUUCUACCGCCGCACUCCAUCCCCUGAAGCAUGCUCUACUCACCAUAAUGCUGUCUCGUGGAAAGGCAAGCUGUGCCUAAAGUCAUUUUAAUACUGUUUAUAAUUCUCUCAGAGAGGCUGACCCUCUUGAUUUCUCAGUCCGAGCAGCUCCAAGCACAGCAUCAGCUUUUUGUUUUGCUUUUUUCAAAGGUACAUGUUCAGAUAAACACACAUUCAGCUAGGUAUGAUAUGGAAAUUAUAAUCAGGACUCCAGAUUAAGUAUUUGCCGCCAUCAAAUCCUGCUUCCCUGGUUCUAGUUUAUGUACAGAGCUUUGAGGUAUUUCGGGGGGCUGUUCCAGAAAAGGCCUCGCGACGACGCUGUUUCUCAGAAACCUAUGAAUGUUUAGAACCUUUCAUAAGCAAGUCAGUGUUAUUAAAACCUAUCUAUCACCCUGAACACUCCUCUUGACACCUACUCCUGUCAUCUCCUCCCUCCCCCUCUCUCAGUCAAUCUUUUUUCCUGUUUUUCUUUUCAAGUUUCUAUUUCUUUCUACAGAAUCCUGUGAUAUACUUUGCAUAUUUAAACAGCUCAUUCGUGUUCUCUUGUGUUUCUACUCUCGCGAUUAUUAUUGUCGUCGAUGUUGCUGUUGUUCUCACUGUUGCUAUUUGAGAAAGAGCUUUUACCAAAAGAGACCUUUUUUUUGUAACAAUGAAAAAUGAUACAGUAUGUGCGACACACAAUGCACCUCUUUGCCAUGUUUGUCCUAUAAUUACAAGAGAGCGCAAACGAAGAAGUUGAGCUAACUUCAGAGGUAGAUAUAUUACAAGAAAACAAAUUUUUCUUGCUUACGUUUUAGAUUUGGGGCUUGCAAAUGACAUGCAUAUAUAGAAAAUAGGCCAUAUGUAACCCUAAAUGCUUCUCUGAGCAAAAAGAAAAUGUAUACUAUCUAAUCCCAGUGAAAAUAUAUGGUUAUUAUCUGGAAAAUAAGAGGCUGGAAAUCCAUUUUAUAUACUGCAUCAUUAAAAAACGCCUUAAUAAACAUAGCUGAACAAAUGUAAAGUCAUCAAACUGAAUAAAGAACCUGAUGUCAACCUGUAAAUCCCAGUCAGUCUGACUUAAGUUAAAAAUAAAAAAGGAUAGCCACCGUAGGAGUUAAUUUAUCCCAUAAAUCCCGGACCUUUUACACUUAUCUUCCCAGGAAAUCCAUUUUACAAAUUGUUUUGUACAAAGGUUUUGCAACCCCUGAACUAAAACGUGUCAAAAAACAAAGCACUUAGUUCUUUUUUCCACUUUUACUUUGUCAUCUCUCCAGAUUUCUGUGUUAAUUUCUGGGUAUCUUGUGUCACUGUGUAUGUAGUGGUGCCGAUCAGAUGAUGAGUGGCAGUGAAA
Messenger RNA from Micropterus salmoides (largemouth bass), 8406 nucleotides. It is a transcript of the gene chd3, whose product is annotated as chromodomain helicase DNA binding protein 3. Lineage: Eukaryota; Metazoa; Chordata; Actinopteri; Centrarchiformes; Centrarchidae. The coding region runs from base 275 to 6502 and encodes 2075 amino acids. The transcript is spliced from 43 exons. The record is from RefSeq and is a predicted model, not a curated record. Gene Ontology annotation, molecular function: chromatin binding; ATP hydrolysis activity; DNA binding. Gene Ontology annotation, biological process: negative regulation of transcription by RNA polymerase II; chromatin remodeling. Gene Ontology annotation, cellular component: chromatin; NuRD complex; nucleus.